This is a messenger RNA of Paramecium primaurelia, 1660 nucleotides long. The record is from the annotation of a GenBank genome assembly. NCBI's taxonomy places the organism in Eukaryota, Ciliophora, Oligohymenophorea, Peniculida, Parameciidae.
AUGUUAUACGAAUUUGAAAGCACUCUUUUUUAGGUUGAACAUUUAGAAAAGUUUCCAAGUAUAGAAGAAUAACCCUUUCUUUAUAAAUACAGAGCAAGAACCUUAUUAUAAUAAUUAUUGUAAAAAAAAUAAGACCCUUUGCAAUAAGCUAUCAUACAUUAUUAAUUAGGAGUCAAUUUUCUAGAUUGUGAAGAAAAUGGGGAAUGUAAUUUUUCAACUUUUAUUCAAUUUAGCUAGAAAGAAUAUGGCAAAAUCCUUAUAACUUUUUUCAUAAAUAGCAGAAAUAGAAAAUUAUUUGACUUAUAUUUAAUCUAUCUAUAAUCAUUUAGGGUUUCUAGCAGUUAAUUUAGACGAUAAUGAAACAGGAUUAGCUAUAUUGGCUAAAGCUGAAAGAUUAGGUGAAUAUUUAAUAGCCAAAGGAGAUUUUGAAAAAAGAGCCUUUAAAAUAUAAGGAGGAUAUGAAAAAGCAUAAGAAUUUUACACUAUAACACUAUUUUAUAUAGCAUAAGCUUAUACCAAACUUGGAAUUAAAGACAAAGUAUGUUUAAGUUAAUUAAUUUAGGCUGCUUAUUAUUGUGGAUAGACAAUGUUAAGAUAAUUCAAGUCUAAAACUUAUGAAUUAAGAGAUUUAGUUAUAAAUUGCAUAUCCUUAUCUGAGUAUUAUUCAGGAAUAUGGAAUUUUGCAUAGGCCUUUUACCUUCUCUUAGUUGGUGAAGCAGUCAUUCCAGAAGGAAAAAGGAAAAAACUGUAUUCAUUCAUUAUAAUCAUAGUCGAGCAACUUUACAAAUGGCUUAAGGGAAAAUAAUUGGAGAUAUGAUGGCAUAUUGUGUUGAUUGUAUUAAAAGCAAUUAAUAGAAUGACCCAAGUCUUCCUAAACUAUUUAAUAAAUAUAGCAUUACAUUUGAUAGUGUUAAUGUUAAAUAAUUAGUAUUACUUAAUAUCAUCAUAUUAGGUAUUCUAACCUUCUAAAACAUUUGAUGAAAUAAAAUCCUUAUUUAGAUAAUCUAAUACUUUAUACAAAAAAGCUAUGUCUAUUUUUGUAUUAGAUGGAUUUGUAACUGAGCACAUUCAAAUGCUUAGUGAAAUCUCAAAUAUGUAUAAAGUUAUUAUGAGUCUUGAAACAGAUCCUAAUAAUAUUAUUGCAUAUUUAGAAAAAAGAUUAGAUUUAUUACUUCCUGUAUUUAAUGCUAUCAAUCCAAAAGCUUAUCAAAAUACUUAUGAAAAAUUAUUAGUUGAAAUUGCAGAAAUAAAUAACGAAUUAUAUGAAUUUAUUGUUAAAUUUAAUGAAAUCGAUGAUUUUUAAGGUGGUAAAAGUAAAAAAUUAACUGAAAAAAUGAAUAAAUCAUGUCUUAAUACAAUUCAAUAUUAUGAAAAAAUAAUUGAAUAAUUGAAAUUGCUUGAAGAGAAAUAAAGAGAUUCAGCUUAUUAUUCAUCAAUAACUACAGCUUAUUUCAAUAUUGCUAAAGCAUAGUCUAAGUACUUUUCUAAAGAUAAGAAAAUUAAAGUCACUUAUUUAGUUAAUUCAUUAAAUUAAUAUAAAUAAUUGGUUCAAUAUAUUAACCAAUAAAAUUAAUAAAAUGAAUUCUAAGCUGUUUUAUAGAUGUGUAAGGAAAUGAUUUAGAUCUUACCUUCUAAGAUUGAUAGAAUUAAUUAUAUGUGA